Messenger RNA from Acanthaster planci (crown-of-thorns starfish), 3204 nucleotides. RefSeq names its product melatonin receptor type 1B-B-like. Lineage: Eukaryota; Metazoa; Echinodermata; Asteroidea; Valvatida; Acanthasteridae. Gene Ontology annotation, cellular component: membrane. The record is from RefSeq and is a predicted model, not a curated record. Gene Ontology annotation, molecular function: G protein-coupled receptor activity. Gene Ontology annotation, biological process: G protein-coupled receptor signaling pathway.
UCGGCACUUGGCGGAAGGCUACCAAUAAGCCACGGUGGAUAGGCUGUUCAAUCGACACAUGGCUCAAUACGACACACAAAAGCAGUGACCAACCGAUGCAAGUCCCUGCUGUGCCGACAAAUCGGACUGGUAGCACUUCCUGGCGAAUUGGUAGCCACAGAGGCAGACCGAACACGCCGAGCAUCAUUAAAAUCUGUGGUUUGCACUGUAUGUCAACAACCUUGACGUCGAGAGCAAAAUGGACACCAGCGCUGCAGUGAUGGCUUUGUCUGGCAAUACCACAACGGCCUUUUCUGCUAAUUCUUCUACGACCGAUGUCUCCAACAACUCAACCGCUGUUUUCUGGAUGGAAAACAUAACGACAACGGUUAGUCACUCUCUGCAGACCUACCCCGAGAGAGUCGUUGUCGCUGUAGUCUGGCUCCUGAUCGCGGUGUUCAACGUCACAGGUAACACCAUGGUCAUCCUGGCCGUGGUGUGCAGUAAGAAGCUGCGGACAUCCACCAAUGUCUUCGUGGUCAGUCUCAGCGUGGCUGAUCUUCUGACAGGCCUGGCAUUACCCAUGAGCGCUGUUGGACUGCUCAGUCCAGGAAACACUUGGCCGUGGUCCACCGAGACUCCCUGCUACUUAGCUGGCCUACUACUUUUUGUCAGUUCUUGUGCUAGUCUCUACAACUUGGCCUCUAUCGCCCUGAACAGACUGAUCCUCAUCAAGCGCCCGAUGACUCUUUACCGUAGUCUCUACACCAAGCGCAAUGUAGUCAUCAUCGUGGUAGCCAUCUGGUUUGUUGCCUUUGCAACGAUGAUCGUUCCACCGAUCUUCGGCAUUGGAGGGUUCGGCUACGACGAGCAGCAUCACACCUGCAGUGACCUGGAUACCCAUCCGAAGGCCAAAACCUUCAAGAGGAUCCAAACCUCCGUCGGGUAUCCCAUCCCUUUCAUCACCAUUGUCACUUGCUACACCAUGAUCUUCUUGCACGUCCGCCGCCACUUCCAGGCCCAGAGAUCCAUGCGAGUUGCGAGCAGCUACACCGGCCCGGUUUGUGCUACCACGGGCAGUUCUAGCUUCGUGGUGUCUGACAGCAGUGAUGCCUUGAAGACAGCUCAAAGCGACCGUGUCUACCGCCAGCAGCUCGAAAUCACCAAGAAUCUCUUCAUGGCAGUCUGUGCCUUCUUCCUCUGUAUCACUCCGUACUGCGUGGCGCUUUUCAUCCCCGACACCGACCGAUGCCUUCUGUUUUUGGGCGUGGUCUUUACCUUCAACAGCUGCGUCAACCCGAUCGUAUACGCCGCCAAACAUCCACAGUUCAAGAAGGUUUUGCGCCGUAUGAUGAGAUGCCGGUGCUCACAGAUCGAAGAGCCGUCUAAUGCACUCAAAGCUGUCGUGGCUUGCUGUCGCAAGGCGUGAACUGCAGUCAAAUAUGCCUAACAUGACCUUUCCUAAUCUUGAAUUGGCAAAACGGCACAUAUCAUUGCUGUCAUGAUGUACCUUCCUCGAGCAGAUGCACCGCCUCAUUGGUCGAAAAGAGCCAUAUUGAUCGGGAGUGUUCAUUUUGUUGGUAGCGAUGUCACCGCAACGCGCUGAUUUUACAGUCGUUCGUGAACCAGCGAAGUUCAGUUGCGACUCCGAAUUACUUGGCUGUGGCCUGAAAUUACGCACGAGUCUAUGAUAGUGGCCGCGACCAGUUCGCGUAGAAUCGUGUGUAGUGUCAAGCCGUAGCAAAGUAAUUCGGACACGGCCAAAGAGCCUCCGUUGCUAAGAAAAUACGCCCUCUUUUAGUCCAGCUCGAGGCUCAUACCGUGUUAUUGUUUGAGCAUACACAGUCAAAACAAUUAACGGUUAGAGUUUAGACACACUUCUAAACACACUCGUACUUAAAAAGAAAGAAGAACCAACAGGAAGACAAAACGACAGCACAUAACUCACACAAAGGGUGUUGUCAGACUCUGGGAGGGCCUGCAAUUGCGCAACUCUAAGCCCCAUUUCGUUAAAAAAGGUAUUGAACGCGCGCGUACAUACGAUUGCCUUGUGCAGGAGCGAGGCGUCGCUACCGUAAUGGUUACUAAUCCUCACGUUCGGCUUGUCCUACCAAACGGAACACGCAGUGCAGCAUAUCCUCCAUUAAUUAUCUUUGAAUUUACGAAGCCGCAGAGGGCCAGCCCGCGGCACUUACAAUAGUCUUCGGUCCCACUUCUGUGCAUGUACAUAUCCUGUGCUCUGGUUCGGUUUUAAUAAAACGAAAUUGCCUAGAAAUUUGUCUUGAAAAGAAAUAUUUUCUGGGGAACUUCGCAAGUUCAAUCUCAAAAAAGGCAUGCAACGAAAGUACAAGCAUUGAGAGUAGCACGUUCUGAAAACUAAAACGAAACCUAAAAGUACAUAUAUACAGACAGUGUAUAUUUGUUUCGUAUGCAGAGUUAAACCUUUAUCAAAUACAUACUUCUAUCUUUAUCAAAGUACAUGCAUGUGUAUCAAAAACACAACAUUUUACUCAGGCGUCCUGGUUUUUCUUUUAAACAGCCUUAAAUUUAAGCAUCAAGUCUCCACGGCAUCGUUCAAGGGUGGUGUGGUUUAAUGACGUACCCCUCAUGAGUCGGUAUUGAUGCCAAAUUGUCGAGCCGUCGGCAAGAACAGAAAAGGAAGGGGACAGAAGGGUGGAAAUCACGUUUCAGGUGGGGAAAUCAGACUACAAUUACAAUCAUUCCAGGAUGGCAAACUUCCAACUCCACUCAGCACUUCGUUUCGGUUUCAUUGUUAAUUUGCCGACUCUAAUCUUAUAGAGCGUAUAAGCUGUGAUUGUAGCAUGUUUGAAAAACUAAGAUGAUAUUUAUGAAGCACCCAAGUAUAGUAAAUGCUUGUUGAACAUGCAGCGUAAUUACCUUUAUACCCAUUGUAGCACUUGUGUGUCCUGUCUUAGUAGCCUUAGCUCUACCCAGUUUUGUAAUCGAUUAGAUUUCAAUCGGAGACUUUGAGGCGCUCGGAGGCAACUAAACACACGGGUCCUUUUUAACAAUUCUGAGCAUGCGCGCGUUAAUCUGAGCAUGCGUGCGUAGUUCUCAACACGCGCAAUACUAUACAAAAACAGAGAUUAUAAGUAGAACUACAUGAACUCUACGUGCAAAUAGAAUGGGUAUGUCUGCUGCCACCACCGUCUCAAAGUCUCCCAUUAGUCACGGACGUGUAUAAUAAAAUCUGGACUCGCAGUG